AUGGACUCACUGCCUGCGCCCGAAGUGCCCACUUACACUGAUCGCAUCGGACCGUUGUCUCGGCGUCGUCGAGCACCUCAUGCAGCGCCAUACUUAUCUUACCAUACCCACGAUGCUCCCGCUCGUGAAGCAGGCUCGGACGGCGGUCAAGUUUCUGUUCUUUUCUGGCUCGUUCGCGUUGCGUCUGACGGUCAUCUGGGUGCCUUCGGUCUAAUAACUGCUGACAUGAGCGAUGCAAGCAAUAACACCCUCUACCUUCGACUCAAGCACCCACCACAGGUUCGAGUGCUGAAAUGGCCGGGCGAUGUGCGAUCAAAUGGUUGCUCAAGCGAAGCCUUGGCUGACUGUCAAUAUAUUCGUGUCACUCUACCCAAAAAGAAUGAGGAAGGAAAUGAC
Ostertagia ostertagi is the source of this 396-nucleotide messenger RNA. Lineage: Eukaryota; Metazoa; Nematoda; Chromadorea; Rhabditida; Trichostrongylidae. The record is from the annotation of a GenBank genome assembly.